AUGUUCUCCCGCAUGAAAGAAGGAAUUGUGCGACGUUUUACUUCGGCGGUUCCGGAGCGGAAUGAUAAGUCUUCUCAUCGCCAAAUGCCUAUUAAGGGGCGGCAGCUCCCAAUCUUGUCGUCAAAUAGGUGUGAAAGCACGGUUGAUGUCUUGACGAAGAAAUCACGGGCGUUGCCUGAAGAAUCGUUGCAUGACGAGGAGGUGCUGCGCAAGAUGCUUGCAGAGGAUCCUGUAGACCUCGAUAAGCUAUGCAGCAUCUGCAGGAGUGGCUGCCCGGCUCCGUUUCGUCGCGAAGUUUGGGAUUAUUUAACCGGAAACCUGCAACCCUUUUCCUCGAGCCGAGCCACUGUGCUCGCACGUAAACGACAGGAGUAUGUAGGAUAUGUGCAGUCUAGUUACAGUUCGGUAGAUUGGGAUGCCGCGUUGCGGGUGGUGGGGGAAGGAGAAACGACGCGUGUCAGUGCGACCUCAGCGGAAGCAAAACGGGGUGACAACACCUCUCCUGUCAGUGUUGGGGCUCCGAGUAAUAUUCGCCAGAGGCAGGCGGUGCUAGGAGCGCAGUAUGGUGUCCCUGGUGAAUCAGAGCUGCUGAUGCUGAAGCAGAUUCGCAAAGACGUGCCUCGCAUGGCUGCGGGUGUGGCGUAUCUUUACCAUGCAAGAGUCAUGCUCUCCAUUGAAAGGAUUUUGUACAUUUGGGCGCUGCGUCAUCCUGCCUGCGGUUACGUUCAGGGGAUGAACGAUCUUUUAAUCCCUUUUAUUAGCGUCAUUUUGGCAAGUCAGUUUUGUCCCUCCAAGACUGUGGCGGAGCUACACUCGCUGACAGAGACAGACCUGAACGUGUUGUUCUCUACUGAAGCCGUUAGUGAAGAAGAGUGGAUGUACACCAUUGAAGCCGACACGUAUUGGAUGGCGUCCUACCUUCUGAGCGCGGUGCAAGAAAACUACACAUACAACCAAAAGGGUAUUUGCAGCAUGGUACGCAAGUUGGAGGCGGUGACGCGUGCAGUUGAUGCGAAGCUUCACAGGCAUCUACGUGAAGAACUGCGGAUUGGUUUUAACCAGUUCGCAUUUCGCUGGAUGAACUGCCUGCUCCUGCGAGAGCUCAACGCCACUCAGUCUCUGCGGUUGUGGGACACGUACCUUGCAGAUGUAGAAAAGGAUUGGAGCACCACUCAUGUCUAUGUAUGUGCUGCGCUCUUGGUGUGGUGGUCUCCUGCGCUCUGCAAGGAGACGGACUACGGUGCCGUGAUGAAAUUUUUGCAGAACCUACCCACCGAGGAGCUUAGCACGCAGGAUCUCAGCGCGCUCAUAUCACAGGGAGUUAUGAUGCAGAAGUUGUACAAUGACACGCUGCAGCACCUUCGGUAG
This is a messenger RNA of Trypanosoma rangeli, 1368 nucleotides long. Its product is annotated as putative GTPase activating protein. Gene Ontology annotation, molecular function: GTPase activator activity. The coding region runs from base 1 to 1368 and encodes 455 amino acids. The transcript has a single exon. The record is from RefSeq and is a predicted model, not a curated record. Gene Ontology annotation, biological process: activation of GTPase activity. Lineage: Eukaryota; Euglenozoa; Kinetoplastea; Trypanosomatida; Trypanosomatidae.